GGCUUGUUCGAGCGGCGUUUUCUGAAACUCAUUUGAGACCAAGGGGCAGCGUUAUGGGGAACAACAUCGCCAAGCUUGCGCAAGACGAGUACUGGGAUGAAGUCAAGAACCGCAUCCUCAUGCGCACCGUGGAAGACGUGAACUCGACUGCUGGCGUGCUCGAGUGGACGGCGCUGUGCUUUGCGAGCUGGAAAGGACAAUUGGAGAUUACGUCGCUUCUGCUGCACUAUCGAGGCAUUGAGAUCAACAAAGCCAACAGCGUAUGUCCAUUCCCAGUGCAACAUGUUCAUGUUUAAGACGUAGGAUGGGAAUACGCCGCUCCACGAAGCCGCCAAGCACAGCCACGUCGACAUUGUGGUCCUUCUUAUGAAUGCAGGCGCCAACCCCCAUGUGAUCAACCACGACGGCUUGAAACCGCUGGACCUCGCGUCCGACAACGACAUCACCUACUUCCUCGGCAUGUGCAUGUUGCCCGUGGCGGUGUGUGCAGAGCGAUGCGAGUGGCGCGAAGUUAAGCGGCGCCUCCGCGCUCGACAGAUCAGCGACAUCAACGCUUCCUUUGGCGAGAAUGGAUGGUCGCUCUUGACGUUUGCCACAUUGCACCACCAAGUGGACAUUGCGACCUUGCUUGUCCGGUACAAGCACAUUGACGUGAACUUUGCCAACCGGGCGGACGGCACCACCGCACUGCACGAAGCCGCGGCGCAAUCCCACGUGGAACUAGUCAAGCUUCUUCUGUCUGCCGGUGCAGAUACGUCCCAGCGCAACGCGGCUGGCCAAGUGGCGUAUGACGUGGCCACGUCUCCUGACGUACAGAAUUUGCUCAUUGAAAGCACCGUAGCUGGCUUCAACACUCCGACUGAUGUCCAGACAUGUGCACAUUGCACUUAUGUAAAUCCCGCGACCCACGUCGCAUGCCAGAUCUGUGGCCUUGACCUGAACCCCGAGGCCAAGAAGACUAGCAACGUGGACGAACUGCUGGAGCGUAUCCAUGCGCUGGAAGAAGCCAACCUGUGCGCAAUCUGCCAGGAGUAUGUCAAGGACACUGUGUUUGGGUGUGGCCACGAGACGUGCGCGACGUGCGCCGCCAAGCUGACCGAGUGCCCGCACUGUCGCAUACUCAUCGUGACUCGCAUUCGACGUUACAUUUAAAAAAUCAAAGGGUUAAGCAUCGCGCAGCAACGAGGCAAAGUCGAUGCACGCUUCGUAGUGUUUGGCACAAGAGAGUACUUUGUUGACGUCGGUGGCGUUGAAUUUGGCUAGCCACUCGUAUGUGAAUAUAAAAGUGACACAGUGUCACAGAUAUAGAUAGAGAGAUAGAAUGUCAA
This is a messenger RNA of Aphanomyces astaci, 1328 nucleotides long. RefSeq lists its product as hypothetical. The transcript is spliced from 5 exons. Bases 367 to 1152 code for a protein of 261 amino acids. The record is from RefSeq and is a predicted model, not a curated record. Gene Ontology annotation, molecular function: protein binding. Gene Ontology annotation, cellular component: cytoplasm. NCBI's taxonomy places the organism in Eukaryota, Oomycota, Saprolegniomycetes, Saprolegniales, Verrucalvaceae.